UAGAAGAAACCCUAGAUCCGAAUCGAGAGCAGCCAGCGUUCAGCUUCAGGUGUUGUACCGCGAGGCCGUCCUCGAUCGCCGUCGAGCAUCCACGCCCCCCGCCACCGUCGCCAUUGCCGCCGACAAGCAGGGCCAGCUCCGCCCCAACCCGCACCGUCGUUGCCUUCGUGUUCUCACUCGCUCUAGCAUCUCUUUGAAAAAAAAUUGGCCGCACCUUAGCGGCGCAAGGCGGCGGCUGCGCGUGCCCCCAGUUUGAUGGACCCUGAGGUCUAGGUAUCAAUUUACUUCCUGGAAGAGUUCCAGGCAUGAGAGCAUACCUCUAAAAUAAUGUCCGUGCUUACCUGUGUGCUUGAUAACAUGGGCUCAUCCUGUAGCAGAUCUCAUUUGUUAAGUGAGGCCGAAACAGCUGAAAAUGCCAAAUCUGCAGACAUUGACCGGCGAAUUUUGCAAGAGACAAAAGCAGAACAACACAUCUACAAGCUCUUACUUCUUGGUGCGGGGGAAUCAGGGAAGUCUACAAUAUUUAAACAGAUUAAGCUCCUCUUUCAAACUGGCUUCGAUGAGGCAGAACUUAGGAGCUAUACGUCAGUUAUCCAUGCAAACGUCUAUCAGACAAUUAAAGUACUAUAUGAUGGAGCAAAGGAACUCUACCAAGUGGAAUCAGAUUCCUCAAAGUAUGUUAUAUGCCCAGAUAAUCAGGAAAUUGGGGAAAAGCUCUCAGAAAUUGAUGGCAGGUCGGGUUAUCCACUUUUGAGCGAAGAACUUGUACAUGAUGUAAAAAAGUUAUGGCAAGACCCAGCCAUUCAGGAAACUUAUUCACGUGGAAGUAUUCUUCAACUUCCUGAUUGUGCACAAUACUUUAUGGAAAAUUUGGAUCGGUUAGCUGAAGCAGAUUAUGUGCCAACAAAGGAGGAUGUGCUUUAUGCAAGAGUACGGACAAAUGGUGUUGUACAGAUUCAAUUUAGCCCAGUUGGAGAAAACAAAAGAGGCGGUGAGGUAUAUAGGCUGUAUGAUGUAGGAGGCCAGAGGAAUGAGAGGAGAAAGUGGAUUCAUCUUUUUGAAGGUGUUAAUGCGGUAAUCUUUUGUGCUGCCAUUAGUGAGUAUGAUCAGAUGCUAUUUGAAGAUGAAACAAAAAACAGAAUGAUGGAGACCAAGGAACUCUUUGACUGGGUUUUAAAGCAAAGAUGUUUUGAGAAAACAUCAUUCAUGCUGUUUCUUAACAAAUUUGAUAUAUUCGAGAGAAAAAUACAAAAGGUUCCUUUAAGUGUGUGCGAGUGGUUUAAAGACUACCAGCCUAUUGCACCUGGGAAACAGGAGGUUGAGCAUGCAUACGAAUUUGUCAAGAAGAAGUUUGAAGAGCUCUAUUUCCAGAGCAGCAAGCCUGACCGCGUAGAUCGCGUGUUCAAAAUCUACAGAACAACGGCCCUGGACCAGAAGCUUGUAAAGAAGACGUUCAAGUUGAUCGAUGAGAGCAUGAGACGCUCCAGGGAAGGAACUUGAUUUGAGAUCUCAGAAACUAGGUUGCUGUAAGUUGUAAGUCACACGGGAGAGGUAAUUAGGACGACGGUGAGAGGAAGAGUUCACAUUGGCACAGCUUGUAUCUGUUGUAAUUCUUUUGCACGUGAACCAUUUGGUUGAUCUUUUUGGUGCUUACUGUUGGCAGUUCA
Messenger RNA from Oryza brachyantha (malo sina), 1667 nucleotides. RefSeq names its product guanine nucleotide-binding protein alpha-1 subunit. Gene Ontology annotation, cellular component: heterotrimeric G-protein complex. Bases 328 to 1500 code for a protein of 390 amino acids. The transcript is spliced from 14 exons. Gene Ontology annotation, molecular function: G-protein beta/gamma-subunit complex binding; GTPase activity; guanyl nucleotide binding. NCBI's taxonomy places the organism in Eukaryota, Viridiplantae, Streptophyta, Magnoliopsida, Poales, Poaceae. Gene Ontology annotation, biological process: adenylate cyclase-modulating G protein-coupled receptor signaling pathway. The record is from RefSeq and is a predicted model, not a curated record.